Molecule: messenger RNA, 1048 nt
Organism: Sorghum bicolor (sorghum)
Lineage: Eukaryota; Viridiplantae; Streptophyta; Magnoliopsida; Poales; Poaceae
Product: ribosomal RNA large subunit methyltransferase E
Exons: 6
Coding region: 121-819 (232 amino acids)
Biological process (GO): RNA methylation
Molecular function (GO): rRNA (uridine-2'-O-ribose)-methyltransferase activity
Source: RefSeq, a predicted model, not a curated record
AAAAAAACUGCCCACAUCAGUCAGAUCAGAGAAGAAACGAAAAGGGCUAAAACCCUAGCAAAACCAACCUCACCGUCGCCGUCGCCGUCGCCAUCGCCGUCGCCGUUGGACGAGGCAGCCAUGGCCGCGGGGGGCACCGCCGACUUCUUCUACCGCGAGUCACUACGGCUGGGCUACGUCGCCCGCUCCGCGUUUAAGCUGAUCCAGAUGCAGAAGCAGCACAAGCUCAUCGCGCCGGGCGCUGCCGUGCUCGACCUCGGCUGCGCCCCCGGCGCGUGGCUCCAGGUGGCCUGUCAGAACCUGGGCCCCCUCGAGAAGGGCGGCGUUGUUGUCGGCGUCGAUGUUCAUAAGGUGAAGGUCCCCUCUGCACACUGUGACUCACGGGUCAGGACGGUCCGUGCAGAUGUCAUGACUAUGAUGAAGCAGCAGGCUCGGGCGAUGUCACCACAGGAACGGGGAUUCUCCGUGAUACUGUCAGACAUGUGUCCACCAGUUUCAGGGAUCACAACCAAAGAUGGUGCUAUAUCUUGUGAGUUGGGCAUGCGUGCUCUCUCGUUGGCAGUAGGAAAGAUAAAGUUAAAAGAGUCUGAUUACAGUGAGAUACUAGAGAAGUAUCUGAGCUCCACCGAGCCCGAUCCUGAUGAGGAUGGUGUUCUUCGUCGUGGAGGUAACCUAGUAAUGAAGUUCCUGGAGAAUGAGGACAUAUCAGGGUUUGGCAAAUUCUGCAAGGUCAAGUUCAAGAAAGUAUCCUUGUUGAGACCUAAGGCGACCCGGCCUAGCUCGAGGGAGAUCUACAUGAUCUGUGAAGGUUUGCGGUAGAAAGGAGGGGCUCUUCAGAAGGCAAGCGGAGACUCCACGAUGCUAGGUCAUUUCAGUUGCCCUGAACUGGAGGCAAUUGUUCUAGCUGCUGGCUAACUGGCAAUUUGACACAACUGUGUUUUGAUCCUUCGAGGCCUGUGUGAUAAGUUUUAUUGAACCUAGCUAGUAGUUCGUCUAGGAGAAAAAAGAUUGAGUUAAAUCAUUUCUGGGAGCCUGAAAUCCUUGCUUU